Ceratotherium simum simum (southern white rhinoceros) is the source of this 6349-nucleotide messenger RNA. The record is from RefSeq and is a predicted model, not a curated record. Lineage: Eukaryota; Metazoa; Chordata; Mammalia; Perissodactyla; Rhinocerotidae.
GAUCUCGGCUUGGGGCGAGGGGUGUGCUUUGGAACGGUGUGGGGGAGGAGAAUGAGGAGUGAGGGAUGGGACGGGCGGAGGCACGAGUGGAAGGUACGUGAAGAGUUACUAGAAACCGUGCUUCUGUGGGCGAGUUGGGGGUCGGGGAGGUGAAGGGUGGUCUCAGAGCCUCAGCGCCCCGAGGUCGUGGAGCGGCGGCAGCAGCGGCCAGAGCAGCAGCAGCAACAGCGAGAGGGACGGAGUUAGGACCGCUCGGAGCGCCCAGGUCUCGAGGGUGUUGGUGCCAGAAGAAAAGAAUGAUUGAUGGGAAACAGACACCGGGCUAUAGACACUCCUCCUUAUGCUUCGGAUACUGAUAUCCCAGCGCAUCUGAGCAUCCUUUGUGAGCUGUGAACAUCGAGGAUCACCCAGGGUUAUUGGAUGUACAGCAGGAGAACCAUCACUUUGCGAAAUCAUUAUCUGCUACGGGACAUCUUGUACAACAAUCAAACGAGACCCAAGUCUAAUAGAUAUGUUCUAGAACAACGAAAAAGCAGCAAGCUGUUGUUAACGCCUAACGCAGAAGUAUGCUAGGCUUCCACCAAAGUCCUCAAUAUACCUGAACACACCCAAUAUCUUAACCCUUCACUUUUAGUUUUGGAAUCUACUCUGCGAUCUCAUCCUCUUUUUUUUUAAAUAUACAGACCUACCUACAUAUAGACAUAUAUGUAUAUGUAAAAUAGACAUAGAUCACUGAUAAGCAAACCCGGCUUAGUUACCAGGAAGAUUGCCAAGAAUUUAGAGAUGUAUUUGUCAAGAUUCCUGUCAAUCCAUGCCCUUUGGGUUACAGUGUCCUCAGUGAUGCAGCCCUACCCUUUGGUGUGGGGACAUUAUGACGUGUGUAAGACUCAGAUUUACACAGAAGAAGGGAAAGUUUGGGAUUACAUGGCCUGUCAGCCGGAAUCCACGGACAUGACAAAAUACCUGAAAGUGAAACUGGAUCCUCCGGACAUUACCUGUGGAGACCCUCCUGAGACAUUCUGUGCGAUGGGCAACCCCUACAUGUGCAAUAAUGAGUGUGAUGCAAGUACCCCUGAGCUGGCGCAUCCCCCUGAGCUGAUGUUUGAUUUUGAAGGAAGACAUCCCUCCACAUUUUGGCAGUCUGCUACUUGGAAGGAGUAUCCCAAGCCUCUCCAGGUUAACAUCACUCUGUCUUGGAGCAAAACCAUUGAGCUCACAGACAACAUAGUUAUUACCUUUGAAUCGGGGCGUCCAGACCAAAUGAUCCUGGAGAAAUCUCUUGAUUAUGGACGAACAUGGCAGCCCUAUCAGUACUAUGCCACAGACUGCUUAGAUGCUUUUCACAUGGAUCCUAAAUCCGUGAAGGAUUUAUCACAGCAUACGGUCUUAGAAAUCAUUUGCACUGAAGAGUACUCCACGGGGUAUAUGACAAAUAGCAAAAUAAUCCACUUUGAAAUCAAAGACAGGUUCGCGUUUUUUGCUGGACCGUGGCUACGCAAUAUGGCUUCCCUCUACGGACAGCUGGAUACAACCAAGAAACUCAGAGAUUUCUUUACAGUCACAGACCUGAGGAUUAGGCUUUUGAGACCAGCCGUUGGGGAAAUAUUUGUAGAUGAGCUACACUUGGCACGCUACUUUUAUGCAAUCUCAGACAUAAAAGUGCACGGAAGGUGCAAGUGUAAUCUCCAUGCCACUGUGUGUGUGUAUGACAACAGCAAAUUGACCUGUGAAUGUGAGCACAACACUACAGGUCCAGACUGUGGGAAAUGCAAGAAGAAUUAUCAGGGCCGACCUUGGAGUCCAGGCUCGUAUCUCCCCAUCCCCAAAGGCACUGCAAAUACCUGUAUCCCCAGUAUUUCCAGUAUUGGUAAUCCUCCAAAGUUUAAUAGGAUAUGGCCGAAUAUUUCUUCCCUUGAGGUUUCUAAACCAAAACAAGAGUGUUAUUGUAACCCUUUGGGCUCAGUCCAUGAUCGUUGUAAUGGCUCAGGAUUUUGUGAGUGUAAGACUGGAACGACAGGGCCUAAGUGUGAUGAGUGUCUGCCGGGAAAUUCCUGGCACUACGGCUGUCAACCGAAUGUCUGCGACAACGAGCUCCUGCACUGCCAGAACGGAGGGACGUGCCACAACAACGUGCGCUGCCUGUGCCCGGCCGCAUACACGGGCAUCCUGUGCGAGAAGCUGCGGUGCGAGGAGGCGGGCAGCUGCGGCUCCGACUCGGGCCAGGGGGCGCCCCCGCACGGCUCCCCGGCGCUGCUGCUGCUGACCGCUCUGCUGGGGACAGCCAGCCCCCUGGUGUUGUAGGUGUCGCGUCCAGCCACCAGACGGGCCUGCGCCGGGGGGAAGUCAACACAACCCAAGCAUUUGCUACUAACAUAGGAAACACACACUCAGACACCCCCACUCAAACACAGUACAAUCUAAGAAGGCCUAACUGAACUAAGCCAUAUUUAUCAGCCGUGGACAGCACAUCCGAGUCAAGACUGUUAAUUUCUGACUGCAGAGGAGUUGGCAGCUGUUGCUAUCACCGCAGAUCACAUUGCCAGCUGCGGAGUUUAUUGCCGAUUGGAAAGGCUGUGACAGCCCCCAAACAGGAAAGGCAACAAACGAACCAACCAACCAACCUAAAAACAUUUGCUACUCUCACGUGGUGCGCCCCAGCACCACUCGGCCCAGUGUGUGGACCAACCAAACAGAAGCAUUCUUUGCUGGCAGUGCAUUGUGGGUAUAAGGAAAUCUGUUACGAGCUGCCAUAUUGGCCUGCUUCGGUCCCUGAAUCCCUUCCAACCUGUGCUUUAGUGAACGUUGCUCUGUAACCCUUGUUGGUUGAAAGAGUUCUUUGUCUGAUGUUAGUAAUGCACAUGUGUAACAGCCCCUCCAAAAGCUCAAGCCAGUCAUACCCCGUAUAUCUUAGCAGCACUGAGUCACCCAGUGCGAGCACACACCCACUGUCCAAGAGUGGCUGUAGGAAAAGAGAAAGUGUAUCUAUCCUUUUGUAUUCAAAUGAAGUUAUUUUUCUUGAAAUACUGUAAUAUGUAGAUUUUUUGUAUUCUUGCCAAUUUGUGUUACCAGACAAUCUGUUAAUGUAUCUAAUUUGAUUCAGCAAAGACUGACAUUUUAUUUUGUCCUCUUUAGUUCUGUUUUGUUUCAUUGUGCAGAGGUUUCUCUGUAAGGGCAACGAACGUGCUGGCAUCAAAGAAUAUCAGUUUACAUAUAUAACAAGUGUAAUAAGAUUCCACCAAAGGACAUUCUAAGUGUUUCUUGUUGCUUUAACACUGGAAGAUUUAAAGAAUAAAAAUUCCUGCAUAAACGAUUUCAGGAAUUUGUAUUGCAAUUUCUUAAGAUGAAAGGAGCAGCCACCAAGCCGUUCCGCACUCACUUUACUGAUUUCUAUGUGGACUGAAUACAUUCAGCUGACGAAUUUAGUACCCAGGAAGAUGGAUUGAUGUUCACUAGCUUGGACAACUUCUGCAAAAUAUGAGACUAUUUCCACUUGGGAAAAAUUAUAACAGCAAAAAAUAAUAAUAAUAAUCUAAAUGAUUGCCAAGAUUAUGCCAAAGCCUGUUGGCAGAGCACUAAGAGACUUUUAUUUUUAAGUCAUGCUAUUUUCACAGAUUGAUGUGAUCAUGUGACUCUAGGGAUGCUGAUCUAUGUAUCUUUCCAAAUACAGUGUUUACAUGGAGUAUCAUAAGAGGCAGCGUGGGGAAACCAGGAAAGUCACAGGGAAAUUGAGUGAUUAGCGAUUUGACUUUGAAUACAUUAAGACUAAGUAUUUAGAGGAAAUAUCAAAAUAUACAGCAGCAAGUAGACACAACUGCUGUUCCCGAGAAUAAAGUUUGUUUUAAGUAACGCCCAAGGUGUAAUAAAUCCUUGUUUCUGCCUUUUAUUAGGCCAAUUGCUGUGCAAGACAGCAAGAGGAGGAGGAAGAGGGUGGGGGAGAAUCAGUGCAAAGUUUCAAAGUGGCUAAAACAGCGUGUAUUCCAUUCCCAGCACACUGUUGUCCUACAGGUUACAGAUAUGUGAGCAGCAGCACCUCCUGGAAUCAAAAACAAUUAUCAGCCCAAGCCGGAGUCUUAAGGACAAUCAAGUCCUACAUGACUUGGUAGAGCAAUAACCUAUGACAGCAUUAGGUCGGAAGCCUACUUCUAGUCUGAAUUCUUCACCCCGCCGCCACUCUUUGCUGAAACGGGGGGGAAAUGUCUUCUGAUAAAUAACCUGGGUAAAAACUAGAUGAAGGAACAGCGUGUCUUAUUGGUUUUGUUCCCAGAAAAGCCAAUUCAAAGAAGGCAAUAAAAGGUAAACAGGUAAUGUCUGUGCUGCCUGCCACCCCAUGUCUAAGUCGAUUGAAUGUUUGUUAUUCAAACCAACCAGUCUCUUUUGAUGUAAGAAAUAAGAAAAGAUGGAAAUAAAUUAGAGCUCUGGCUUCGUGCCCAGAGUGGCCAAACAGAAAUUGGAGAUUUACAUUAGAAGCAUAAGCAGCAAAUUAUAUUUCAGGCUCACCAAAGAAUACACACAAAAAUGCCGAUAACAUACAGAGUUUGAGAUUCCUUAUAAUAAGAUGGAUUUCUAAUAUUAAAGUUGGAAUUUAGGUUGUCUUAGAGUUUAUUAGCACAAACCAAAGGCAGACUGUGUUAUUUCUAGCAACGAUGCACUUUAUCAUUAUCCACUCAUGGCUUUGUCACAAUGCUCAGGAAUCAGACUGCACAUUUCAAUAAGUGAGAUUCCAAAAGCUAAUUCCAAAAUUUAAUGAAGGCCUGAUCUAAAUCAGUUCGUCUGCAUUUUAUCUUUAUGAAGCUAUAAGAAUCUAAAUUGUUGAGGAAUAUCUUGCAUUCAGUGUAUUUAGAUAUAGUUUUCUGAAUUUUCUGAAGUGAUGUGAUCUGCUUUUAAUAAAAAUUCACUUUUAGGUAUAUAACAAAUGGAAAUGAAAUGUUUUUUAAUUUGGAUUCUCAAAUUCUUCUUAAGGGUGUAUUCCUUUGAAGAAACCCCAACUCGUGGAUUUUAGUCAUCUGCUGCUUUCCAGCAUUUCUUGCAAAGCUGGUUCCAUCUACAAUACUCUGUCUUAAGAACAGGAUUGGGGUGAAAAGUGGGUACUAAAUUAUUCAUGUACUUAAGGUCCUAAUUCUUGCUCAGUCUCUACUUGGAUUAAAUUAACCCUUAAGGUGGGUUAAUAUCUUUAUGUACAUGAGUUAAUCUAUCAACUUUACCACAAUGUAAAAUAUGAUUCUUUCCAUCACCAUUAAUGGGCAUAAAACUUCAAAGAAAUCUUUGUCCAAAGGUUCAGCUAUGUAGACAGUGUUGGUACUUACAGGAAAGUGAUUAGACUGCCCUGCAGUGAUGUGGGAGUGAUUCAUUUCUGACCCUGUACACAGCCUGGACAGCGAACUUUAGUCCCAACAAAGAGGGGCCCUUGCUUGGAGAGGCCCAUUCUGACCCUCCUCCCACUUUGUUUCAGUAGCCAGGAACCGAGAAUUCCCUCAAUUCCCUCCCCAGAUGUCCUCCAUCCGCUUCUAGGGUGAGUGUGCACCUCUUCUGGGGGUCCAUACUCCUGAAGGCAGGCGGGCAGCAUCGUUAGUGCACAUCCCUGGGCACGAGAGGUGGCAAAGAGUGAAUAUAUGUGGGUAGAUUAGUGACUCUGGCCUGGGAGUGUAAGCUGAGGAAUUCACACACGAGUGAGAAGAGGCUCCUUGCAGUGAAAAACCAGAGCUCAGGGAUGGAAAAGUAGGGGCUAAGGGGUGGGAGAGAAGUAGGCUAGGGCAGCCUCAGAGCCAGGGUCCAGUACAGAACUCUGAGCAGUCUAAGGAUCCUGAAUCUGCACCUGGGUUUCCAAUUGUUAUAAAAAGCGUUUAUGUCAAAGUAGCAGCAUGGAACGUAUUUUAUUUGACGCUAUGUUAGCUUGAUGUAGAACUUUUAAAUAUUUAGACAUAUGGCACGUGGGCUGCCACUGGUACUUUUGACCUGGCCCCUGCCUGGAGGUGAACACUGCAUGAGGUGCCCUGAGUCAAAUCACCUUUGGCAGAAAUCACUCACCCAGGUAACAUAAAGAAAGGUAUGGGUUGGGAGAAGGCAUAUGGGCCACAGUUCAACGGUUCCUGUAGUUAAUACCCCACCUCCUCUUUUCUCGGACCUGUGGCCUUACGGGAAUAUAAGAAGUUUUGGGUGGUCUGGAGGCAGCUGCGAGGAAAUCCUUAAAUCAGAUCUUUCGUCCCACUGCCUUCACUCUCCGCCAUCAAUCAUCCAGUAUUACUGGAAUGUAAAGAUCCGUAUUCUGAAAUGGGAUGCUCUGGGCUAUAUGGGAAAUGGGUUGUUGCACUUCACCUGUUGUUAAAUACUAAAUAAAAUACCUGUUUAACAG